AUGUCACGGAGACUGUUGCUAGAUGAUGAGAUUGCGAAAGAGCUGGAAUUAUUAGUUAGCUUGCCUUAUGAUCCAGCGAAUUCCGAAGAUGAAUAUGAGUCUGACGAACAUGGUAAAGAGUAUAAUGUGGAAAAACUCAAGAAUCUUUUGGUGAAUUCAGAAGGUGAGCAAUCUAGCUCAAGUAGUAAUACAAAUAUAAACAUUCCGGAAACAAUUCCGUCACCAGUGACACAGGAGUUUCCACAAUCUUAUAAAGAUAAUAUUGAGUCACACAUUCAAAACACUUCAAUUGAGCAUUUUCAAAUAUCCAUACCAGAAAAUACACAAAUAGAAAUGUCUGUUGGUCAACCGAGCUGUAGUAGAUCUGGAAUUUCUUCAAAUGAAACAAUAGAAGAAAGCUCUGAAGAAUCUGAAUCAGAAGGUUCAUGGAAUAAAGCGAUGUGGUCUAAUGGAAACAGGCCACACUACUCAGUAUUUGACAAAAUAACUUUGGCACCUCGUAGUCCAAUAUCUUACAACAGCAGGCCUUUAGUAUACUUUGAUAAGUUUUUAACUAACGAAGUUUAUAACCUCAUAAUUGAGCAGACAAAUCUAUAUGCUCAACAGCAAAAUAUUCGGACAUGGUCACCGACUUCAAAGCCUGAAAUACAAGCGUUUUUAGGCAUUCUUAUAAUGAUGAGUUAUCAUGUUUUACCAGACUAUAAUCUUUAUUGGUCAUCUGAUCCGGGGUUCAGGGUUGAUGAAAUCGCCAAUGUAAUGCCAAUAAAGAGAUUCAAGGUGUUGCUACGAACAUUACAUUUGAAUAAACUGCCCCAGAGAGAUGAAGAAACGUUUGAUAAACUAUACAAAGUACGCCCAUUAGUAACUUUGAUAAAUGAGGCUUGUCAAGCAGCGGCGAAAAAUACAUCAUCCCAGAGCAUAGAUGAAUCGAUGAUAAUAUUCAAGGGUAGAUCAUCCUUGAAGCAAUACAUGCCGAUGAAGCCGGUAAAACGCGGCUAUAAAGUAUGGUGUAGAUGUGAUAGUAGCACGGGCUAUCUUUACGAAUUCGAUAUUUACACAGGCAAGCAAAAUGCUGGAACUGAGGGUGGAUUGGGAAGUAAGGUAGUAAAAAAACUCACAGAAAAAUUAUUGGAUAUGGAAGAAGAGAAACAUGUGACAUUUGAUAAUUUUUUUUGUGACUAUCAUUUACUAAAUUAUUUGUAUGACAAAAGGAUUUUCGCGACUGGAACUGUACGUAGAAACAGAAUAGAACUUCCUAAUUUUAUAAAAAAGAAAAAGGGAAAGAAGGCAAGCCAAAAACUAAAUAAGGGAGAGUACAGAUGGAGAGUAAAAGAUAAUGUUUCAUUUGUUGUGUGGCAAGACACGAAAGAAGUUCUUAUCUUGAGCAAUGUAUUUCAUCCGCAAAUAGAAAGAACUGUAAAUCGAACACAGAAAGAUGGCUCCAAUUUAGCUAUAAGUUGCCCAUUGACAGUAAGAGAAUAUACAAAGAGAAUGGGGGGAGUAGACAAAUUUGACCAGGUUAAAAGUACGUAUUCUGUUAGCAGAAGAAGUAAGAAGUGGUGGCGAAGAAUAUUUUAUUUUUUGGUAGAUGCCAGCAUUACCAAUGCAUACCUGCUUUAUAAACAAAAUAAAAGAGGAAGUCAACUGUCACACCUUGAAUUUCACGUGGCUUUAGAAAGAGGCCUUGUUGGAAAAUAUUCCAGCCGUAAACGAAGAGCUUCCAGCAUGGCCAACUAUGUGAAUAGAAAAAAAGUAUUGUCAGAAAACUACCAAAAAGCAGUGGGUAGUGUACCACUUGAGAAACGGUUUGAAAAUGUUGGGACACAUAUGCCAGUUGAAUAA
This is a messenger RNA of Parnassius mnemosyne (clouded apollo), 1842 nucleotides long. The record is from the annotation of a GenBank genome assembly. NCBI's taxonomy places the organism in Eukaryota, Metazoa, Arthropoda, Insecta, Lepidoptera, Papilionidae.